CUAAAAACAAAACGUGCACCCAGGUGGGGCCUCAGGACCGAGCAUCGGGAAACCCUGCAGUAAGCUACAGUGACACAAAUGUAAUCAUAGGCUUCAAAUCAAGCUUUGUAGUUUUGGGGCGAUAUUACAAACACUACUAAUCCCAAGAUUCUCAGUGGAGGGACGUGAUUUCCGGGUUCUGUGUUGCUAGGGGGAAGGUGGCGCAGAGGACCUGUUGGAAAUGACGGUAGAAGAAGUCGGAUUUCAAUAUAAAGUCCAAAACAGUAAACCUGGAAGAUAGCAAAGAAACUUCACCAGACCUGCGUGCUAAGGGGUGUGACUCACCAUGGAGUCCCUGAUGAGUGCGGUGGCCCCACGGACCCCGGCCCUGUUGAAGAAGGCCUCUGAGGUGGACUUCCGGUCGGGGGCCACACUGGACCAGCUGUCGGCCCAGGUGUCUGAGCUGGUCACCCUGGAGCAGGGGGACUUCGGGGACCAGCUCGCCCUCGAGGUCCACACGGCCAAAGACUUCAUCUUCAACAUGCUGGGCCUUGUACAGAAGGUGGACCAGCGUCUCCCGGUGGCCAAUGAGUACCUGCUCCUGUCUGGGGGUGCCAGGGAUGGGGUUCUGGACCUCAACCCAGAGGAGCUGGGGGACUACGCCAAGGGGGCCGAUUUCGACCUGGACUUCACCCUCCUGGUGCCCGCCCUCAAGCUCCAUGAUCGCAACCAGCCGGUCACCCUGGACAUGCGCCAGUCGGCCCCCUGCCACUCCUGGCUCUCCCUGCGGCUCUGCGACCCCAACACCCAGGCAAGAUGGAGGAUCUGCUGCCAGGAGGAGACAGACUCACCCCCCGACGAUGAUGAUGAGGAAGAGAAAAGGGAGAUGGGUCACAAAGCCUCUGGUGCUGUCCCCCCCUCCCUCUACUCGCCCCACCAGUCUCUGGAUGGCUGCUACAUGUCCCCGGCGCUGGUGGCUGACUGGUUCUGGGGUGUGGUGGGUGAGGCGGUGGAUGAGCUGAGGCGUUCCCCCAAGAGAGGCAUCCCUGUCCCAGAGAGGCUGGAACGCAACGGGCCCCUGACCACCCUCAUCCUCCAGGCGGGCUCCAGCCGGGUGCUCUAUGACCUGCUGCCAGUGGUGUCCUUCCGGGGCUGGCCUGCCGUGGCCCAGGGCUGGCUGACGGCCAAUCACUUCUGGGACGGGAAGAUCACAGAGGAGGAGGCCAUCUCUGGGUUCUACCUGCUGCCCUGCCCGGCUCCGCUGGGGGGGAGGCCCGACCGGGAGUGGAGGCUGGCCUUCUCACGCAGCGAGGUGCAGCUGAAGAAGUGCAUCCCGUACCCCAUGGCCCAGGCCUUCCAGGCUGCCAAGGCUGUCCUCUCCCGCCUCCUGGCUCGCCCCCGCACUGGCCUCAGCCCCUACCACCUUCGCACCCUCCUCUUCUGGGCCUGUGACCGCCUACCGCCCGCCUACCUUUCCUCGCCUGACCCAGAAACCCCCGCCCGCCUCCUCCUGGGCCUCCUGGAUGAUCUGGCCCACUGCAUCCUGGGUAAGAACUGUCCAAACUACUUUCUGCCCCAGUGCAACAUGCUGGAGCACCUGUCGGACAGCCAAUCCCUGCUGGUGGCCCGGAAGCUGGCCCAUGUCCGGUCUGACCCGACCGAGCACCUACGGGCGGCCCUGGACCAGGCCAGACAGGCGAGCCAGCUGAAGAGGGAAGCAGCGAGCGCUACCAACGGGCACGGAGGGUCGCCCAGGCAAGGUUACCCGGCCAGCGGCAUCAUCUCGCCCUCUGACGACAAACUGGCUGCCAGGCUGCAGCAGCUGGUGACCGAGAACCCCGGGAAGUCGAUUUCGGUUUUUCUCAACCCUGAUGAUGUCACAAGGCCGCACUUCCGCAUCGAUGACAAGUUCUACUGAGCUGAGAGUAAUGGUGUGCUAUCGACAAACACUCUCUUCAAAACACAUGUAAAACAGCGAGUCAACUAGGAUGGCUCGAGAGUCAAAACACUACAGAGCCUCACUGCUCUCCUAUCCCACCCCCUCCUGGAGGCUAACGACAAUGAUGCUAACAACGCUGCUGAACUAUGACACUACCAAAAACACCUUUGCACACUCCCAGGAGCAGGAGGCUGACCCUAGAGAGCCUUAGGCUAGAGAAACCAACACUCUUCUAUCCAUUUAGCAGCGAGUGAUGUCAUAGAGAGACCUCACCACAGGAAAAAUGCUCGUUGACUUACCACGGAGACUGCUGCUCUUUUAUGAGCUUGCCGUAAGGAGAUGGGUUUUUUUUUUUUAGAAUAAAGAACCGCUUUAGAAUGAAGAAAGUCUGCUGCUGCUUCCAUUCAAUGGCAUGGCUUACCCAAAGGAUUUCUCCUCUCUCCACACUAAUGAGAAACUGUAUUCCCCCCCCUGCCCAAUCAAAGUGGGUGAUAGUACCAGGAUUCUCCAUUUUUUUUUUUUAUAUUCAACUAUGAUGUAUCUGAAUGUAAUUUGGUGAGGGGCAAUGUCUUUGAACUAAUAGUAUUUUCUUUCUAUACGUUUUAUCCCUUUUCCCUCUCUCGUUCUCAUACUUCCUUUCUCUCUCUUUCCCCCUCUCUCUCAGGUAUUUUUAACGUUGUUCAUUGUUUUUUUUUAUGUGACUCCAGGGUUAUGGUUCCCCUCCAUCGAUCUUGAAUGGUAUAACCCAGGGUUGUCCUUCCGUUUCAACACUUACUAUGUGACUCCAGACUCCCUCUGGGAGGGUUAUGGUUCCCCUCCAUCGAUCUUGAAUGGUAUAACCCAGGGUUGUCCUUCCGUUUCAACACGUAAGAUGUGACGUAACGCACCAAAGAGCCACUGGAUGGGUGUUUCGGGGAGCCUUUGCUUCUUCAAUCUACCACCCCAUAAGAAAGGUAUCUGUACUCACUGACCCAGAGUCAGUCUGUACUCUUAAAGGAAAGAUUCACCCAUUUUUGAAUGCUAUAUUAUUUGUGUUCAUCUCAGUGAUGUUAUCUCUCUUCCCGGGGUAAUUUCAUGUUGAUCUGAGCUAUUGCAGUUCAAGCAGACCGAAAUAAAGCCGCUCUCACUACACUGGAAGUUCAUUUGAAUACGACUUUUUGAUCGCGAAAACGUCUAUCAUGCAUGUCACAUUUCAAUACUGGCCUGAUGUCAUGUCGCGGGAGGUUAUUUUCUCUCAAAUUAGCCAAUGAUCAUAUUUUUGCAAUAUUCCUACCUCUGAAUUUCUUAUAAGAGGGUCCACCACAUUUCUCCUAUUUGUCUGCUUCUUCAGUCCAGAGUGCAUUGUAUGGUGCCGUUGCGAAUGUCCGACUCUCUGUGAGGUACAUCGAUCUGCAGGUUGAACAUGGUGAGAUUGUAUACUCCUAAAUUCAUAGUGCAGUUUAGGUGAUUUUUACAGCCAACUCGCUACUUCACAUGCUGAUAUUGUCUUUGGUGUUGUUGUGUCUAGCUACCGACCAAGCCAGCCAGCCAGCCAAGGCCAUAGAGGGAGCAUUGCAUUGUGGGUUUGGUUGUCGAUCUGAGCUGCAACAGAUUUCCACAUGUUGCUACCAAUCUUAUUAUAACAACAAAAUGAAACAUUUGUUCACCAGAUAUUGAUCUCACACAGUGUUAUUUAACACUGUAAAUUAUACCAAUUACUGGUUUUGGGUGGAUUUAGUCUUUAACGCUCAUAUUCCCCACCUUUACCUUCCAGACCAACAUGCUCCUCAGCGGUCACCUCAUCAAUUUGCCUCGAUUCAGAGGGGUUGGGUUUAUCCCAUGAAAGCUUGAAGCAGCAGUUUAUCAUCAAAUAAGGGUAAUAUCACAGGGGCUAUAAACCUUUUAAUUCAGUUAUUUUCUUACAGUCCCUUUUGAAAAUGUGUACCAUGGUACAGUUUACAUUGGGGCUUUAAUGGUGGGAUGUGGUCAUUAAAUGUUGUAUGAUAUUAACAAACUACCUAUAACGGAGGCAGGUUGUUCCGGAAAGGAGGAGAGGUAGUGUUAGCUGCUGAAACGGUUGGCACACUGCUCGAUUGUAUUCUCAUCUUCAUGUUACGAAAUGAAAGCACUGCCAUGGCUUGGCGAGGCUACAUCAUGUCAUCUGAAAAUGAGGGCUAUUUUCUUUGUUCCACUUGUGUGUAUGAAGAUGGGGAGGUUUUCAUGGUUUGUGGUUGAAACUCAGAGGAAAAGCUUUUUGUCUUGUCUCAGAUUUUAAUUGGAGGAAACUUGACUGGUUUUGUAAUGGUCCCUCUCUCGCUCUUCUGCUUGGUUUGCCUGUUUUAAUAAGCUGUGUGUGAUCGGACCACUGAUCAAGCUCUUUAAAUGUGCUGAUGGAGAGAGAGUUAGAGAUCCAGAGAGAUGGAACAGGAACAAAUGCACAGCAGGACACAAACACCCAAUGUGCUAGCCUCUCUCUCUCUCUCUCUCUCUCUCUGUGUGAGAGACUUGGGGGGCCUUAUCUUGUCCACCCAGAUGUGUUGGAUGGGGAGACGGGCUAGCCUCUGGCCCUUAGUACAGAUUAGUGGUAAAGGAUGGGGCUGCUGGGAACUGGGACAGCUGCUUGUCUGUCUCGUUAUAUAUCUGUCUCGCUUUCUCAUUAUAUAGCUGCGUCUCUCUCCCCUCGUUUUCCUUCUAUAACUUCCCAUCCAAUGAGUGGAAGUCAAAUCUCCUGAAUACAAAACAGUAUCAACACCUUUCUAUCAUCAGAUUGGCUCUAAUCGGCAUUAGCUUAGACUAAGGGUGUGUCCAAAAUGGCACCCAAUUCCCUAUAUAGUGCACUUCUGCCCCAUGGUCCCCGGUCAAAAGUAGUGCACUGAAUAGGGUGCCAUUUAAGACGCAAGCUUAUCAGAGGUGCUUGUUGAAUAUCAUUAGUGGAUUGUCAUGGUGGACAUCACUCGAGCAUCAUCGGAACACUAAAUCAAAUAACAUGCGCCGAGUUCAACAGGUGUAACCUUAAAACAAAGCAGUUUUAAGAAAAAUAAGUCUUAGGUAAAAAAUAGAUAAGUCAGAAAUAAUGAACAAAUUAACAAAUAAUUAAAGAGCAGCCGUAAAAUAACAGUAGCGAGGCUAUAUACAGGGGGUACCGGUACAGACUAUGUGCGGGGGCACCGAUUAGUCGAGGUAAUAUGUAUGUAGGUAGAGUUAGUGACUAUACAUGGAUAAUAACCAGAGAGUAGCAGCAGUGUAAAACAGGGUGGAUGGACAAUGCAAAUAGUCUGGGUAGCCAUUAGAUUAGCUGUUCAGGGAGUAGAAGCUGGUAAGUCUUUUGGACCAUUGACUUGGCUCCCCGGUACCGCUUGCCGUGUGGUAGCAGAGCGAACAGUCGAUGACUAGGGUGGCUGGAGUCUUUGAACAUUUUUAGGGCCAUUGACACACCGCCUGGUAUAGAGGUCCUGGAUGGCAGGAAGCUUGGCCCCAGUAAUGUACUGGGCCGUACACACAACCCUUCUAGUGCCUUGCGAUUGGAGGGCGAGCCGUUGCCAUACCGGGCAGUGAUGCAAACAGUCAGGAUGUUCUCGGUCUUGCAGCUGUAUAACUUUUUGAGGACCCAUGCCAAAUCUUUUCAGUCUCAUGAGGGGGAAUCGGCUUCAUUGUGCCCUUCUUCAAAUCAAAUUUAUUGAUAUAGCCCUUCUUACAUCAUCUGAUAUCUCAAAGUGCUGUACAGAAACCCAGCCUAAAACUCCAAACAUUAAGCAAUGCAGGUGUAGAAGCACGGCUGUCUUGGUGUGUUUGGACCGUGAUAGUUUGUUGGUGUACACCAAGGAACUUGAAGCUCUCAACCUGAUCCACUACAUCCCUGUCGAUGAGAAUGGGGGUGUGCUCUGUCCUCCUUUUCCUGUAGUGCACAAUCAUCUCCUUUUGUCUUGAUCACAUUGAGGGAGAGGUUGUUGUCCUGGCACCACAUGGCCAGGUCUCUGACCUCCUCCCUAUAGGCUGUCUCGUCGUUGUCGGUGAUCAGGCCUACCACUGUUGUCGUCGGCAAACUUGAUGGUUUUGGCUUUGUGCCUGGCCAUGCAGUCAUGGGUGAGCAGGGAGUACAGGAGGGGUCUGAGCACGCACCCCUGAGUGGCCCCCGUGUGGAGGAUCAGCAUGGCAGAUGUGGUGUUGCCUACCCUUACCACCUGGGGGAGGCCCGUCAGGAAGUCCAGGAUUCAGUUGCAGAGGGAGGUGUUUAGUCCCAGAGUCCUUAGCUUAGUGAUGAGCUUUGAGGGUACUAUGGUGUUGAACGCUGAGCUAUAGUCAAUGAAUAGCAUUCUCAUGUAGGUGUUCCUUUUGUCCAGGUGGGAAAGGGCAUUGUGGAGUCCAGGUGGGAAAGGGCAUUGUGGAGUGCAACAGAGAUUGCGUCAUCUGUGGAUCUGUUGGGGCGGUAUCUGGGAGGAUGCUGUUGCUGUGAGGCAUGACCAGCCUUUCAAAGCACUUGAUGGCUACAGAUGUGAGUGCUAUGGGUUGGUAGUCAUUUAGGCAGGUUACCUUCGUGUUCUUGGGCACAGGGACUAGGGUGGUCUGCUUAAAACAUGUUGGUAUUACCGACUCCGUGAGGGACAGGUUGGAAAUGUUAGUGAAUACACUUGGCAGUUGGUGAGCGCAUAUUCGGAGUGCACGUCCUGGUAAUCCGUCUGGCCCUACGGCCUUGUGAAUGCUACAGGUCUUUGAAAACUUUUCUUUGUGAUUUGAUAUUCUAUAUUCUCUGGAAUGUGAUAGAAUCACUACUUUAUUGGUACUGCAUAUAUUGGGUACAGUACUACUAUAUCAGUAUUGAUACUGUUUUUGAAUAGCUUCUGUUAGUGGAGUGAAUUAGGAACUACUGGUGAAUUGUGUGGGUACUUCUGUUCUUUAUAGCCUUGGUACAGGUGAGUGUAUGAAUCAAAAGGACACCUUGACAAACCAAAGAAUGUAGUGUUGCUGACAAUACAGAAGGAUGAACACCCCGAGGAUAGAGUUGAGUGCGGGUAUGUAAACUGCAAAGUAAUCAAAUUAAGUGUAUUGGUCGUGUACACAGAUUUGCAGGUGUAGCGAAAUGCUUGUUUCUAGCUCCGACAGUGCAGUAAUACCUAGCAAUAUAACAAAAUAAGCACAAUCCAAAAAAUGUAUUAAAAAAAUAAACUAAGAGAUAUCAAUAUGAGAAGUAUAAUAUAGAAGUAUUUGUGUGUGGGUGGGUGGUCCUAGCACUUUUAAGGUGGUGGUUUUCGACACACCACAGCCUGACGUUGUAAUAAUGUUCAUGAACGUUGCCUUGAGCAUUUAUGAAAGUUGUCAGGAUGGUUGAGACUUCCUUUUGUCAUGUUUUUCCUUCCUGAAUGCUUCCCUAAGUUAACGCGCCACAGUUCAACGUUGUAGUGAAGUUGUUAGAACAUUGACAGACUACCUGAAUGCUUCCCUGAAGUUUUAAAUUCAGUGCCAGCGUUUGAAAUAUGCAAUGUCAGGUGUAUCUCACUGUGUACUGCCUAGUUAGUAGGCAUAUACAUUAGUAUGAUGCUUUAGCCUAUCUGUGAUAAAUGGAAACGUACACAAUUUGAUACUGGUGCCGAAUGUCAAGAUCAAAAGUUAACAGCAGCAGUGCUAUGCAAUCGUGUACCCAAUCUAACUUCUAAUGGAUCUGCUGCAGAAAGAGCUGUUGUCAGCAAUAUGAGGUAAUUGUACUGCUAAAACUAAAUGUUAUGUUAUUUUGUGCUUAAACUACUGAUAAUUGUUUUUGAUUGAAAAUGAACAAAUAAUGAAUGUAACUAAUUUUACCUCCUUGACUCACUCAAUCAAUUAAAAUAUAGUUGGGGGAAAAAAAGUUUUCCAUGCAAAUCCUGACUGAAUUACCAUAUAAAAGAGCUGCAAUAUCGUCAAUGACUCCACCCCAUAUCUGGAAAUAUUUGCCAUUUAAAACUUGACUACUUUCUACUUCCUCUUCCUUCAUAAAGUGCAAAUGAACUUUAUCAUGAAUGUUUUGCUGUAUUUAUUUUCUCUGGGUUGUGUUGAAUGAUGAUCAGUGAUGGUACUGCUGUAGCAUGAAAUAAAUCUACAUCUUGAUCACUAUG
Oncorhynchus keta (chum salmon) is the source of this 7983-nucleotide messenger RNA. RefSeq names its product nucleotidyltransferase MB21D2-like. The transcript is spliced from 6 exons. The record is from RefSeq and is a predicted model, not a curated record. Bases 326 to 1897 code for a protein of 523 amino acids. NCBI's taxonomy places the organism in Eukaryota, Metazoa, Chordata, Actinopteri, Salmoniformes, Salmonidae.